CCCCCCUCACAUCACCAUGCUGCGUAUGGCGGUGACACGGGCAGCAGCCCUGGCUAGCACACCAAGUGCAAUGGUGGGUGCAGGUUGGGUCCGUAUGGCCUCCAAGAAGGCCGGUGGUACCACCAAGAACAACAGAGACUCGCCUGGUCAGCGACUUGGCGUGAAGAAGUUUGGCAACGAGAAGGUCGUGCCGGGCAACAUCAUCGUGCGCCAGCGCGGUACCAAGUUCCAUCCAGGCGUCAAUGUCGGCAUGGGCAAGGACCACACGCUCUUUGCCCUCGUCGACGGCUACGUCCGCUUCUCGCACAACAAGGUCACCGAUCGCAAGUACGUCUCCAUCGUGGACAAGCCGCGCUGGAUCAAGACCAAGCGCGAGUUCAAGGGCAACACUCCGCAGCCGACCUCCUCAACGUCCACCCAGCCAUCCGCAUAAAUCCCCGUCCCUCCC
Molecule: messenger RNA, 448 nt
Organism: Thecamonas trahens ATCC 50062
Lineage: Eukaryota; Apusomonadida; Apusomonadidae
Product: 50S ribosomal protein L27
Exons: 3
Coding region: 17-433 (138 amino acids)
Biological process (GO): translation
Cellular component (GO): ribosome; mitochondrial large ribosomal subunit
Molecular function (GO): structural constituent of ribosome
Source: RefSeq, a predicted model, not a curated record